Vavraia culicis subsp. floridensis is the source of this 461-nucleotide messenger RNA. RefSeq lists its product as uncharacterized. Lineage: Eukaryota; Fungi; Microsporidia; Pleistophoridae. Bases 1 to 333 code for a protein of 110 amino acids. Gene Ontology annotation, cellular component: cytosolic large ribosomal subunit; ribosome. Gene Ontology annotation, biological process: translation; ribosomal large subunit assembly. The transcript has a single exon. The record is from RefSeq and is a predicted model, not a curated record. Gene Ontology annotation, molecular function: rRNA binding; structural constituent of ribosome.
AUGCCGAAGUACCACCCGAAGGAACGCUUGCUCAAGAAGGAUAAGAAGCCUCCGAAGUUGAUCGCUAAUCGAGUGUUGGCAACAGAUGUAAUUCUUUUUGGGAUAAGCAACGAACGGUCUGCCCGAUUGAUGGAAAAAGACAACACUUUAACCUUUAGAUGUAGGACAGAAUCCACAAAAUUGGAUAUUAAGAGCGCAUUCAUUGAGCUCUACAAUCAUGAGGUUGUGAAGGUUAACACCGUUAAUACAAUCAAGGGAUACAAAAAGGCGUACAUCAGGUUGAAGGAAGAAGGUGCUGCUCUUAAGGUGGCGAAUGAUGCGGGAAUUAUUUAAUUAAAGCGCUGGCCAUCAUUUUUUAAACUGUGCAGGUUUAAGUUGAGGCUCAUACGGAAUUUGAUUACCUUUUAGAUUGGAAAUAGUUUUUUCUCUCCAGCACUCUAGCAAGCCCUAAUCGUGAAUAA